Molecule: messenger RNA, 1606 nt
Organism: Notechis scutatus (mainland tiger snake)
Lineage: Eukaryota; Metazoa; Chordata; Lepidosauria; Squamata; Elapidae
Source: RefSeq, a predicted model, not a curated record
AUGAUAGAAGCAGUAUCUCAUGAAGAAUUGUCUGAAGUAUCUAGUCCUGAAGAACAUCAAGAAGUGAAGGAACUAUAUCAGCUACUAAAAGUUUACUUGAGAGUUCGGCCCUUCUCAAAGGCAGAGCUUGAAAAUAAUGAAAACCAGGACUGCUUAAUUAUUGAAAAUCAAGAAACAGUAACACUUCAGGCUCCAAAAGAAUUGGCACAAAUAAAAACUAAUGAAAAGAAGAUUGGACAAUCUGCACAUCAAUUUACCUUCACAAAGGUUUUUGGACCAGAUACAACGCAAAAUGAUUUUUUUGAAGGCACAAUGAAGGACAUUGUAAAAGCUUACCUUGAAGGAAGAAAUGGGCUUGUUUUUACUUAUGGCGUUACUAAUGCAGGCAAAAGUUUCACUGUCCAAGGUUGUCCAAAAGAUGGCGGCAUUCUUCCUCGUUCCCUUGAUAUGAUCUUUAAUCAUAUAAAAGGAAAUUUAAAAUGGGUCAAUGUAUCAAAUUCAGAAGAGGCUUGUAAAAUACUUAAAAUAGGAAAUAAGAAUAGAAGCUUAGCAUGCACCAAGAUGAACCAGCAAUCCAGCCGAAGUCAUAGUAUAUUUUCUAUUCGACUCCUCAGUUUGAGUGAUGAAGAUGUGCCAUGUACUCUUGGAAUCUCUGAACUUUCUCUCUGUGACCUGGCUGGUUCAGAAAGAUGCCAUAAAGCUCAAACCUUUGGAGACAGACUGAAAGAAGCUGGCAAUAUUAAUAAUUCUCUUCUUAUUCUUGGAAAAUGCAUUGCAGCUCUAAAACAAAAUCAAAACACAAAAUUAAGGCCAACUUAUAUUCCUUUCCGAGAGAGCAAACUGACUCGCCUCUUCCAACCAUUUUUCUGUGGUAAAGGCAAAGCCUGCAUGAUUGUCAACGUUAGUCAAUGUGCUUCCACAUAUGAUGAAACACUUCAUGUAAUGAAGUUUUCUGCUGUAGCAAAACAAGUUAUUCCAACAUUUCAACACAAACUCUUCGAUUAUUUUCCUCCAAAGUACAGCAGAAGAGAAGAUAAACCUACAGUGCAUUUUGAUGAUGCAUCAAUUGAGCAAUUUCCCACUUAUGCCAACAUUCCCUCUUCCUCUGAAGAUGAGGAAAUAGAUAUUACUAUUCUGAGCCACGAGGAUCUCUUGAAAACCACAGAGAUGCUAAAGAGUAAACUGAUUGCCGAGAAACAAAGCAAAUUACUUCUUGAAGUCGAAAUACGCAAAGAGAUGGCCAAAGCAAUGUUUCAGCAACUUAUGGAAACAGAAGAAGCUUGGAGUAAACGCUUAGAAGACUUGAAAGAAAGUUAUGAAGAAAAACUGGAAAAUAAAUUUGUAAUGUAUAAAGAUGCCAUAAAGAAGCAUGCAUAUACAUGUGCAAUGGAUCAAGUUGAAGAACGCUAUGUUCCAAUAAACGAAUUCAUAGCUGAACAAGAAAAGGUUCAGGAAAGAGAAAUGAAAAUACUAGAGCUGAAACUAAAACUUGGAGAGCAAAAUAGUCUGCCUUUGGAAAUUCCCGGUUCAAACUCUACAGAAUGGAAUCUAGUUAAUAAAAUCACUGAAAUUGAAAAUUCAGAAGUUAAAUGAAAUGUUGCAAGAU